UCUUCCUGUGUCAUGGCGCUAAAGUUUUGAUCCUGAACACGUUGCUGAGAUCUGCUCCAGCUGGCUAGGCCUUCUUACUUUAUGACUUCUAACAGCUGUGAGCUGCGCGGGAAGGACCCUGGAGGAUCCUGAAGCCACGCAAUGGAGGCAGUGACCUUUGAAGAUGUUGCUGUGGCCUUCACCGUGGAGGAGUGGGCUUUGCUGGAUUCAUCCCAAAAGAAGCUCUACAGAGAUGUGAUGUGGGAAACCUUUAAAAAUGUGUCUGCUAUAGGAAGAAAUUGCGAUGACCAGCAAAUUGAUGAUGAAUGGCAACGAUGUUGGCGGAAAAAUCUAAGAUGUGAAGAGGCAGUGGAAGUCCAUCAAAAUAAAUCAUGGCAUCAACAUGGAGAAAUGUUUUUUUGGACUCCAGAUUGUGAUAUGAACAUGAAGCCACCUGGUUCGAAGCCAGCUGAAAAUCUUAUUUGUAGGAAACCCUUGAUUGGUCAUUCAUUGCUAGAUGUACCCAUCAUAGCUCACACUGUACUCAAGUCAUAUGAGUGCCAGGGAUUUAAAGACAAACUGUCUAAUUAUGAUGUGCAUGAUUUCCAGUCCCUUCAGAGGCAUGCCAGUGUAAACACUGGGGAGAGAUCCUAUGAACAUAAGCAGUGUGGGAAAGCUUACACUGAUUGCAGUGUAGAAACUCACACUGGAGAGAAGCCCUUUGUAUGUAAAGAGAACUCAGAUGCCUUCAGUAUGCCCAGUUAUGUUCAAAUCCAUGAAAGAAAUCACAGUGGAGUGUAUCCCUAUGUGUAUACACAAUGUGGCAAAGCUUUUAAUUCCCACGACUAUAUUCAAAUACAGGAAAGACCUCAUAGCAGAGAACACUCUGUAUGUAAACAAUGCCAGAAAUCCUUUACUAAUAACACUUCAUUUUGUACACAUGAAAAAACUCAAUCUAAGGAGAAACCAUAUGUAUGUAAGCAUUGUGGAAAAGCUUUUGGCAAACCCAGUAAUUGUCGAAUACAUGAAAAAACUCACAUUGGUGAGAAACCCUAUAUAUGCAAGCAAUGUGGGAAAGCUUUUAGUACGCAUAAGUAUUGUCAAAUACAUGAGAAAAAUCACACUGGAGAGAAACCCUAUAUAUGUAAGUACUGCGGGAAAGCUUUCAAUUUCAAGAGUAAUUGUAAAAUACAUGAAAAAAUUCACACUGGAGAGAAACCUUAUCUAUGUAAGCAAUGUGGGAAAGCUUUCACCAGACACAGUGAUUGUCAGAUCCAUGAGAAAACUCACACUGCGGAGAAACCCUAUGUAUGUAAACAGUGUGGGAAAGCAUUUAGAACAUAUAAGUACUGUAAAAUACAUGAAAAAAAUCAUACUGGAGAGAAACCCUACAUAUGCGAACAGUGUGGAAAAGCAUUCACUUGUAAGAGUUCAAUUUGUACACAUAAAAGAACUCACACUGGGGAGAAACCCUAUGUCUGUAAACAAUGUGGGAAAGCAUUCAGUACACACAAGUAUUGCCAAAUACAUGAAAGGAAUCACAGUGGAGAGAAACCCUAUGUGUGUGAACAGUGUGGAAAAGCAUUCAAUUGCAAGAGUUCAUUUUGUAAGCAUAAAAGAACUCAUACUGGGGAGAAACCCUAUGUAUGUAAGCAAUGUGGUAAAGCUUUCAGGACACAAAGUGAUUGCCACAUACAUGAAAAAAUCCAUACUGGACAGAAACCCUAUUUAUGUAAGCAUUGUGGUAAAGCAUUCAGUAGACACAGUAAUUGUCAGAUACAUGAAAGAAUUCACACUGGAGAAAAACCUUAUGUAUGUAACCAGUGUGGGAAAGCUUUCACUGAUAACAGUUCAUUUUGUAAACAUAAGAAGGUACACUGCAGUGAAACCUAUGUGUGUGAACCAUGUGGGAAAUCAUUCAAUAUAUGUGACGAUUGUCAAAUACAUGAAAGAAAUCACACUGUAGAGAAAGCCUGUGUAUGUAAGCAGUGCGGCAAAGCACUUGGUAACUUAGGAUAAGCAUGUUCUGUCGACUACUGAGAUAAAUCCUAUGGAUGUGAAACUACGAAUGAAAGGAUUGUGGCGAAGCUUUCAGUAUAUGUAGAAGAAAUCAUACUGGCUAGAAGUUCUGCACAUGCAAGAAUAUAUUAAAGCCUUUAGAACACACAGUCAUUGUCAGAUACAUAAAAAAACUAACUGUUGGGAAACCCUAUGUAUGUAAGCAAUGACAGAAAGCUUUCUGCACACAUUGUCAUUGUGAAAUACAUGAAAGAACUCACUGAAUACAAAGUCUAGAAAAGUGUUAACUACAUAUACUUACUGUCAUAUGUGUGAAAGAACUCACUAGUGAGAAACACCAUAUGUAAGAAAUGAAAGCAUUCAUUACACACAUGCAAAGAUUUUACGCCAGUAUUUAUUGUAGACAUUAAAAAAUAUCACAGAAGAAAUUAACCAGGAGUAUAUAAAGGCACAAUGACAUGAAAGGAUUCAGAGUGGAAUGCAGCCCUUUGUAAACAGUGGGAAGUUAGUACUCACAGGUAUCAUUGUAUACAUAAAAUAAUUCAGAAGGAAGAAAAUCUGAGCAUAUGUGAAUAAUGUGGUAAAGUUUUUUUUCCCCCAGAAUGCAUUCCAAUACAAUGCAUCUCUCUUGGGAGAGAAGCCAUUUUUAUGUGGUAAAUGUAGGAAACUCUUUACUUCAUCAACUUAUCUUGAAACAUGAGGAAACUAACACUGGUUAAAAGCCUUAUGUAAAUAAUGUUAGCCUUUUAUAAUUUCUAUAGCUUCAGAAAACAAACACACUGAAAGUAAGUACAAUUAUAAGUUGUGGAAAUUCUUCACAUUUACAUGACCUUUCAUUUAAAAAGGAACGUGAACAGUGCAGGUAACUCCUCUAAAUGGGCACUGUAUGAGAACACUUCUGGUUAUUUAGAUUUUUUUUUCUUACUGAAGUACACAAUAUAGUGAGAAGUGGAAGGGAUGCAUGCAAGUCUUUAGCUGGCUUAUAAGAAUGCAUAUUGGAUUAAAAAUCCCAGUAAAUUCUUAAAUAUCUCAGUUUUAACUCAUUUUCAAAAUCCUUUGAACAUGUCUCAUGUAGUGGAAACCUAAAAAGUAUAUUACUUGAAAACUCCAUGUCAAUUACUUUUGUGUAGAAUGCUCCAGAAAGUACACAAAGAAGGGAUACAUCAUACACUAUAAAGGUAGUGUGUUUAUCGGUAAAUUUUUUUUUUUUUUUUGGUACUGGGGAUCAAACUUGGGUCCUUGUGCUUGU
Molecule: messenger RNA, 3247 nt
Organism: Fukomys damarensis (Damara mole-rat)
Lineage: Eukaryota; Metazoa; Chordata; Mammalia; Rodentia; Bathyergidae
Product: zinc finger protein 878
Biological process (GO): negative regulation of transcription by RNA polymerase II
Cellular component (GO): membrane
Molecular function (GO): DNA-binding transcription repressor activity, RNA polymerase II-specific
Source: RefSeq, a predicted model, not a curated record